Cheilinus undulatus (humphead wrasse) is the source of this 5199-nucleotide messenger RNA. It is a transcript of the gene atp8b2, whose product is annotated as ATPase phospholipid transporting 8B2. Gene Ontology annotation, biological process: Golgi organization; phospholipid translocation. Gene Ontology annotation, cellular component: plasma membrane. The transcript is spliced from 30 exons. The record is from RefSeq and is a predicted model, not a curated record. Gene Ontology annotation, molecular function: ATP binding; ATPase-coupled intramembrane lipid carrier activity; ATP hydrolysis activity. The coding region runs from base 189 to 4277 and encodes 1362 amino acids. Lineage: Eukaryota; Metazoa; Chordata; Actinopteri; Labriformes; Labridae.
UCCCCCACCACCUCCGUGACCGCCUCUCAUGCCUCUCAGGCCAGUUCCGCCAAGUGAAGCCCGAAACCUCAGCAUGACCCCGGCGAGGGGAGCAGCGAGCAUACCCCCACCAGGAACAGAUUUACGACGCUAACUUGUAAAGACAGUCUCAUGGGCCAUAGCAGCAGGAGGACGCCAGCAGAGCGGAGAUGUUCAGAAAGAGGCCUCUUCCAGAGGAAGAAAGGAGAGUCAGAGCCAACGACAGAGAGUACAACGAAAAGUUUCAAUAUGCAAGCAACUGCAUCAUGACAUCCAAGUACAACAUCCUCACCUUUCUGCCCGUCAAUUUGUUUGAGCAGUUCCAGGAAGUGGCAAACACCUACUUCCUUUUCCUGCUCAUUCUGCAGUUAAUACCUCAGAUCUCCUCACUCUCGUGGUUCACUACCAUCGUGCCUUUAGCUCUUGUGCUGAGCAUCACUGCAGUGAAAGAUGCUACAGACGACUAUUUUCGCCAUAAGAGUGACAACCAAGUGAACAACCGCCAGUCUCAGGUCCUCAUCCGUGGCUUGCUACAGAAUGAAAAGUGGAUGAACGUUCGAGUGGGUGAUAUAAUAAAACUGGAAAACAAUCAGUUUGUGGCAGCUGACCUGCUUCUCUUGUCCAGCACUGAACCUCAUGGGCUCUGUUACAUUGAGACAGCCGAGCUGGAUGGAGAGACCAAUAUGAAGGUGCGCCAGUCUGUCUCAGUGACAUCUGAACUCGGGGAUCCGAACAACUUGGCUUCAUUUGACGGUGAAGUUGUAUGUGAACCCCCCAACAACAAGCUGGAUCGCUUCUGUGGGACUCUGUACUGGAGAGACAAGAAAUACACCCUGACCAAUCAGAACAUGCUACUCCGAGGAUGUGUGCUCCGUAACACAGAGGCCUGCUACGGUCUGGUCAUCUUUGCAGGCCCUGACACAAAGCUUAUGCAGAACAGCGGCCGCACCAAGUUUAAGCGUACGAGCAUUGAUCGUCUGAUGAACACCUUGGUCCUCUGGAUCUUUGGCUUCCUGGUGUGUAUGGGUGUCAUCCUAGCAGUGGGGAAUGCAGUGUGGGAGAGAGAGGUGGGCUCCCUCUUUCAGAGCUACCUGCCCUGGGACCCUCCUGUUGACAACUUUCUGUUCUCUGCCUUCCUUUCCUUCUGGUCCUACGUCAUCAUUCUGAACACCGUGGUGCCUAUCUCUCUGUAUGUCAGUGUGGAGGUGAUCAGACUGGGUCACAGCUACUUUAUCAACUGGGACAGACAGAUGUUCUGCUCACAGUGCAACACAGCGGCUGAGGCCAGGACCACAACUCUGAACGAGGAGUUGGGCCAGGUUGAAUACAUCUUCAGUGACAAGACUGGUACUCUUACUCAGAACAUCAUGAGCUUCAAUAAGUGCUCCAUUAAUGGACAGACUUAUGGUGAACUGGCAGACCCGUUGGGACCUACACCAAAGAGAUUGGACUUUACUCCCUUCAACCCCCUUGCUGACCCUGACUUCUGUUUCUAUGACGACACCCUGCUGGAAUCAGUGAAAGUGGGUGACUCUCACACUCACGAGUUUUUCCGCCUGCUUUCCCUCUGUCACACCGUCAUGAGUGAGGAGAAGAGUGAGGGAGAGCUCGUGUACAAGGCGCAGUCUCCAGAUGAGGGCGCUCUGGUGACAGCAGCUCGAAACUUUGGCUUUGUGUUUCGCUCCCGGACACCAGGGACAAUAACCACCAUAGAGAUGGGACGACCUGUCACUUACACGCUACUCGCCAUUCUGGACUUCAACAACAUUCGCAAGAGGAUGUCUGUUAUAGUGCGUAACCCAGAGGGCAGGAUCCGUCUGUACUGUAAAGGAGCUGACACAGUGCUGCUGGAGAGACUGAACCCUUGUAACCAAGAGCUGAUGAACAUCACCUCAGACCACCUCAAUGAAUAUGCAGCAGAUGGAUUGCGGACCCUGGCUCUGGCCUACAGAGAUCUGUCAGAGGAUGACUGGGAGGCGUGGUCAGAAAGCCACCGCUGUGCCGACAAGGCCGUCAACUGCAGAGAGGACCGACUGGCAGCAGCUUAUGAAGAGAUAGAGCAAGACAUGAUGCUCCUGGGUGCUACAGCUAUAGAGGACAAGCUGCAGGAAGGUGUCCCGGAGACCAUUGCAGUGCUCUCUUUGGCUAAUAUUAAGAUCUGGGUUCUUACUGGAGACAAGCAGGAGACAGCAGUCAACAUCGGUUACUCCUGCAAGAUGCUGACUGAUGAUAUGCCGGAGGUGUUCAUCGUAAGUGGACACACUGUGCAGAGCGUACGCCAGGAGCUCAGGAGGGCAAGAGAGCGGAUGAUUGAACUUUCUAGCAGCAGAGAUGGAGGGAAGGAGGAGGGGAUGGAGGGAUGGGGAGAAGCAAGUUUCACGGGUAAUGGGUUUAGAGAAGCAAAAGAAGGAGACGGUAAAGGAGCAGGAGAAGGAGGGAAACAGAUGCAGCGCCCUCCUCAUUCUCCCUCUCCCCCUCCACCUCCUUCAAACCUCAUGGACAGCAUCUCUGGAGAAUUUGCCCUCGUGAUCAACGGCCACAGUCUGGCCCAUGCACUAGAGGCAGACAUGGAGACGGAGUUUGUGUCAACGGCGUGUGCGUGCAAAGCCGUGAUAUGCUGCAGAGUCACACCACUGCAAAAGGCCCAGGUGGUGGAGCUCAUCAAGAAACACAAGAAGGCUGUUACCCUGGCUAUAGGAGACGGAGCUAACGACAUUAGCAUGAUCAAAAGUGCCCAUAUCGGAGUUGGUAUCUCAGGUCAGGAGGGGAUCCAGGCGGUGCUGGCCAGCGACUACUCCUUCUCCCAGUUUCGCUUCCUACAGCGCCUCCUGCUGGUACACGGCCGCUGGUCAUACCUGCGAAUGUGCCGUUUCCUCUGCUACUUCUUCUACAAGAACUUUGCCUUCACCAUGGUGCACUUCUGGUUCGGAUUCUUCUGUGGUUUUUCUGCUCAGACAGUCUAUGAUCAGUACUUCAUCACCCUCUACAACAUUGUCUACACCUCCCUCCCUGUGCUGGCCAUGGGGAUAUUUGACCAGGAUGUUCCUGACCAGAGGAGUCUGGAGUAUCCGAAGCUUUAUGAGCCUGGGCAGCUCAACCUCCUCUUCAACAAGAGAGAGUUCUUCAUAUGCAUCGCUCAGGGCAUAUACACAUCAGUUGUGCUGUUUUUUGUCCCGUGUGCUACUCUGUCCGACGCCACUCAGAGCACUGGAGUGCCCCUUGCUGACUAUCAGACCUUUGCUGUCACCACAGCAACAGCUCUGGUCAUCGUGGUCAGUGUACAGAUUGCUCUCGACACAGGCUUCUGGACGGUUAUAAACCAUGUGUGUGUGUGGGGCUCUCUGGGCUGCUACUUCACCAUCAUGAUCGCUCUACACAGUCAAACUCUCUUCAGGAUCUUUCCCAACCAAUUCCACUUUGUAGGUAGUGCCCAGAGUACGUUGUUGCAACCAGUCGUGUGGUUAACUAUUGCACUGGCAACAGCAAUAUGUAUUAUUCCAGUCCUGGCAUUCCGCUUUCUCAAGGUGGACCUCAAACCUCAGCUCUCAGACACGGUACGAUACACUCAGCUGGUGCGACAGAAAAAGAGAAAACCUAUGGGCCGUAACAUGGGGGGAGCAUGGCGUGGGGUGGGCAGUGUGUCAGAGGGCCGUCUGGGCGCUCGUGGUGGUUCCAGAAGGUCAGGCUAUGCUUUUGCCCACCAGGAAGGGUUUGGAGAGCUCAUCACCUCAGGAAAAAACAUGAGGCUCUCAUCUCUUGCCCUGGCCACUUUUGCCUCCAGACACAGCUCCAGCUGGAUUGACACACUCCGCAGGAAGAAACAUACUCACACUCCCCCCAGCGCUUCUGGGGAGUGCAGCCCAGCUCCCAGUAGUAUGUCUGGGUCCGUUCCCCCGCUCUCAAACUCCUCCUCUGUCCUGGGUGGCUCACAGGACACACCCAUUGAGGAGGAAACAGGCACAACACCAGCCCAGAAUACACAGACUGCUCUCCCUCCAUCCACACCAGCUGAGACAGCUGAAACACCAGCUUUAGUGUCUGAUGCAGAAGCAGCUGCACCCCAUGGCUCACUUCAGGCCCCAUGUGCUGGCGUCCUCACCCAAACAGCAGUACGGUCCCAUGGGGGAGAAUCACCUGGAGGCUGGACGAUCACUCUGGGGACCGUGCAGGAAGCCCUGUUUGGCUGGAAAGCUCGUGCCACUGCGUCCAACAGCCCAGGUCCUGCCUCUGUUGACCAGGAAAGCAGCCAUAUUGUGUGAAACAUCUGAAUGGAAGAAUGACUUGUUCACAGGUUGAAUUGUGUUCUCUCCUGGGACAGACUAAGAGCGCACAGACUGUUAUAACAAAAUCUACCAACACUGUGCUCUUCUCUCUCUUUCUAACUGUAAUCAGUCAUACAAAUCCAAUUCACUGACAGAAGCAGCAUAUGGAUCUGGCCAUAUAGACUGGGAUUUAUUGGUGACACACAUCCAUUACAUAUGAUUACUGUGUGCAUAAAGAUAACUUACAAUCCAUGACUGAUGAAAAGCUUCGAGUUCAGGGGAAAAAUGUAAAGGUUGCUUCAGUGAGAGGUAUUUUUAACUUGUCAUAUCAAGUUUUGCCUAAUCUCUUGAAAAUAAUGAAUGAAAAGCAGUGUGCAGGCAGUAUUAUUUGUGAAACUUUUUUAUUUUAAAAAAAUAUCUCAAGCCUCUGUUUUAUAUAGUUCUCAGUGAGAACGUUACUUUUAAGUUACUGCAAGACUGUUGCAAAACCUGGUUGUUUUUCUCUUCUGAUCUGUUUUUUUACCUGUUACUCCUCAACUUCAAGUGUUUUAUUUUCUAUUUUGCAUCACAUUGAUGUGUUUUAUAUUGGCCUAAUUGAGUUGCUCUCUGGAAUAUGUUACUGUACCUAAGAAUAACUUCUUAUACAAUCACAGAUUUAAAAACAGAAUGAAAAGACAAACUGUAACUAGCUUAGACCUGGGCAGGAACUCUAUGGGAACAGAAAUCAAGGCAUAAUGGACAUUUAAAGAUGGUUUAUCAAAUUCUCAGCCAUACAGUACAUGUUGUCAUUUUGUGUGAACAUUGUGCUGUAUCAUACUGUAGGCCUACACAUCCUGUAUGUUCAAUUAAGUGCUUUACAUUUUUAUUUGUCCAUGAAUAAAGGUUGAAGGAGGGAGUUUGGGGAUGAUCAUGCCUUAAC